UCAACCCAAAAGCAAAAUGGCGACAGGUGGAGUCAGUUGUGUUGUCAGGCAGAGUUUUAACAGGUUUUUGCAUCCACAGAAGUCUAAACUUUUGGUAAAGAAUGUCAAGAUAGUGCCGCAUGUUCGUCUGAAUGUUUGUCCUUGUGCAGCGUACAGUUCAUCCUCUAUACUAAACAGACCAGAUGUAUCUGUAGAGUAUCGCCAUGGAUUGUCCGUGUUGUCAGUGCCUUUGCCGUCGAGGAAGGAGUCGUGUGAGUUUGUUCUCAAGCCAGUGUCGCACACUGUGAAAGAUAUGAUAGCCUUUAUACUAGAGGAGGACAGAGGAGUUGACAGGGUUGCUGUUUACAGAGAAAAUGGUUCGAAGGUUGCGGGUUCAACCACCAUUGACAUACUGCUGAGGACCCCUUUCACCAUCUCUGUCAACGAGACCACUUUUACUGUCACCCCACCAGAAAUAGUUUCUGACGUGCCAAGUGAGAGUUUGGAGCGUUUCCAGGAAGUGAAAGACAUCACACACAAACUGUACUCCCAGCUCAAUGUUGAAGAGUAUCAGUUGAAGCGAGAAAAAGAGAUAAUUAGUCAGCUGGAGGAAUACAAGCUGCAGAUAGCUCCCUUCAUUAAGGCAAAAUCAGCGAUUGAGGAUCGCAUUCAUUCUCGUAACAAGCAGCUGAUGUACUUGGGUUCAACGCUGAUGGGAUUCCAGUUUGGCUUCUUCGCUCGUCUAACCUGGUUUGAAUACUCAUGGGACGUGAUGGAGCCAGUCACGUAUUUCGCGACUUACGCAGCUGUGAUCGGCAUGUACGCGUACUUCGCUGUAACUGCACAGGAAUACAACUACGUGGAUGCCUGGGAUCGGGAGUUUCUCAACAAGUUUUACAAGGUAGCUGAGAAGGAGGGAUUCAACAUCCCUGAAUAUAACCGCCUGACAAACCUUAUCGAUCAGUGCGAGUCCGACCUUCGACGUCUCAGGGACCCGCUACAGAUACAACUUCCUAUACGAGAACUGUAGAACAUAAUAUGUCAUGAGGCAGCUUAUAUCAGUGAGAGUAUGGCAAUUAAACUUAAAGUAAUGGCAAUCAGCCGCAAUUCAGAUUUCAUUGGUUUUUACAUUGUUCAAAUGCUCAGCGCAUAUGUCAUGUUGCACAAGUCACAGCCAUUUUUACUUCAUUUAAUGUAAAAUUUAAUGAAAAAUGAUUUGACAACUAUCAACGAUAUUUUCGAAAUGCCAUUUGUUUUGAGAUGGAACUGCUUGUACAUGGUUACUCGUUUUUUCGAUGUGGAGAACAAGCAAUUUGUAAAUUUCUUCCAUGAUAAGUAUGAAUGUUAGCCAAUAUCUGGAUCAAAGAUGUAGGUGCUACAGAACUAGUUAUUUGUUUAUGUCUAUUUGCAUAUGACCCAGCUUACAUAGUCAUUUUGGCAUACAAUUGAGCAAGCACAUGGCUUUUUGUAUAGAAUUGAGCAAACACAUGACCAUAUGACAGAUCAUUCAUAUGGCUGAGCAUACACAUGUCUAUUUGCAUAUGACUGAACAUGAGCAUACAUAUGUCCAUUUGCAUAAGACUGAGCAUCCUAGUUUUUGGUCUUAUAUGUUAAAUCAUUCUGGCUUGUGGCUAUAGUCUAUAUAAAUAUCUCAAAUUAGGGCUUGUACAAGAAAAUCUUUAUUUCAAUGACUGAUAUAGAACAACGGCAAAAACAAACCACUUUGUAGUGAUCAUUACUGCACAUUGGAGCAGCUAUUAUAGUCGCAAAUGUUAAAAGCAUGAAUUCUAGUGACUUUCUCUUUUUGUCAAGCUAAUUUAUCAAGUUUUGAAAAAAAGGGAAUAUUUUUUACUGAUUUUAAGUAUAUUUUGUCAAAUGCUUACUGAGAAUAUGAACAAUUUUGUUAUUAUUAUUAUAAUUGUGUAUAUCACUUGUAUUUGUAAGCUGUAAAUACUUAUAAUUAUUAUAAUAUUAACUUAUACUGGUAAGGGAUUAUUCUGUGAAGUCUUGAUUUUUGCAAAAUGUAUAAUAGUGUUAGGUCUAGGUAGAACAUAUUGUUCAACUUUUAAUUGUGUGGCUUGUAUUUUUUAUUAAAAAUUAAAAGAAAUCCCUACUGGAAUAAGGCUAUCCUUAAAAUUCUGUUUAACGGCAUAAUGCCCAAGAGACGCAAUGCUUUCACACAACAAUCAAAAUACAGUGUUAGUAAAUGUCAAUUAAUAGAAGAAAUUGAAGCUAAUCUUAAUAGAUUGAUAGGUGAAGAGGCAAGAAUAACUAGAGGAAGUAUACCUUUAGCCCUUUAGAAUGAGCAAAAUUUAUUUUUCUUCUAUGUAGUUCCCUGUUUAGUGUUAAGUCAUCACUUGGUUUUGAACCUUCCUACAGAAGGUAUAUUGUAAGCCUUCCCUUUGUAAAAAUCAAGUCACAAUUGCAAAAAUGUUUCUUAUUCAAGAUUAGCAGUUAUACAAUGUAUAUAUUUGUAAGUUAAUUUAAUAGCGGUUUCAGUUUUAUUGUAUAGAGAUGAUGAAUGUAACACAAUCAGUGGAAUAAGAGGGUGUUAGUUAUCAGGAACUCACGCGCCUCUGCUUUUUCGCCCCUUAUAAGAUUUCACUAUUGUCACACUUGUAAUUCUCAUGAUUGCUGGCAGGCUCCAUAAGCCGUGGUCACGCCUUUAUCAGGAAGUAAGACUCAACAUUUUAAAAAUUAAGAGUAGUUAUCCAAUGUUUUAAAUUCCAAGUAAUUGAACGGGACAUUUUGCCGGGCAUUAUUCUUUAUCUUUAAAUUUUGCAUUUUCUUAAUAAGUCCAUUUUGGCCGUAUUUAUAAAUCUUCUUGGAGAAAAAAUAACUUGGUGAAAAUUUCAUAACUUUGGGCAUUGUUUGUCUUAAUUUCCCUUUACUUUUCAUCAAAUGUAUCCAUAGUUUAGAUGAUUUUCUUUGAUAUUUUAUUUUUAUUUUUGUUGUUAAAACACUUAGUUCUCUUUAAAUUCAGCUUACUGUUACUGUAUGUAUGAAAUCGCUAUUUCUAUUAUGAGUGCAAAACCAACCUUCAGAACUAUUUUUUUUACAAGUGGGCAUUUUUAUUGAAAUGUUGUAAUGAAAUUCACUUUGCCAUGCAUUCUGAAAUAGAUGAACUUCAAGAAUGUUCAUACUGGUUAACUUAACCUUUAGUUUUCAAGCUAAUUGUAAUUUUGAUUUCUUCCAUAAAUGUUGUAGACCUCCAUAGAUAAGUGAACCAAAACAAACAUGUAGUCAUUUCAGGCUACCAUGGAAACAGUACGACUCUCGUGUUGUAUCAUACUACUCAUAGAAAGGGAUAAAUUUGGAAAAAAAGAAAACAAUCUGUAUAUGUAUUGUAUCAUUUAACUUUUUUCAGAUGAUCAUAGAAACAAAUGGUCUACGCAGAUUUUUAUCUCCUUUGCAAUUCUGAUAAAGAUCUUGUGAAAACGUGUAGCUCCACAAGUAUAUUUGUCAUUGUGUUCAACAAAACUUGCAUUUACUUGAUAUCAAUGCAUUUAAUCAUUUUUCAUUAUGAGCAUUUGAACAAGAAAAUGUUUAUUGAAAUAAUAAACAUUGAACAAAACUCUCUUUUUGUCCUCCUGUUAGAAACAUUUUUACUGAUCAUUUAGUUUGUUAUUGUCCUUUCCGGCAGGUGUGAGUGCACUUUACACAAACCAAUAGAGGUGUUAUCAAUGCAAGUAUCUGCAAAGUUCUUAAAUGUGGGUAGAGUCGAAAUUAAAAUACCACCCUUUAAAUCAGAAAUGGCUGGCUAUAAGCAUUGCUUAUUAUUCGUCAGUUGUUGUUUUUCAAAAAGUUCAGCCCUCUUAACUGUUAGUUGUCUAUGUGGUAAAGCGCACUGUGAAUUUAUCAUUCAUUAAACGUUAUGAAUGGAGUCUGUACCCAGAAAGGCAUUAUCUUAACACCAGGCAAUAUCACUUGCCCCCAAUAAAGUACCUGUAAUGUGUAACAGUUUGCGGGGCUGGGGGGAUCAUGCAUUUCUGAGAGCUGUGAAAAGCAAAAUGAGGUUACUCGACUGGAAGUGAAGCACCUAUUUAUAAUCGGACUUAUUUAAAUAUCAUUAUUAUUUACUGGUACUCUGCUUUCUACUGUCUUUAACUGAUUUUUUUUAUUCUCUCUGUGUCUUUCAAAUUUUAAAAGCAUUGCAGCUUAAUAAAGGCAUUUUUAUGCGCAUGAAUACAUCAAUAAAAAAAUAUACUUGUGUUAAUUUUGCUUAUUUCUUUAUAAUUAUGCUGCUGUGUUGAAACAAAUUUUCAUUCCACGUGCAUAUUGUUUUACUUUCCUUCUCGUCCAUGUAUGUUGACAUCACCUUCAUGUUCGUGUAUAUUUUGACAUUUCAAACGUGUUUGUGUGUAUUUUGAUAUUUUAAUUAGAGAAGUGACCAUACUUCUGUGACCAUAAUUUGUGUGCUGUUGCUUUUUAUCUGUAACCUCUCUGUGCCAAUAGCAUGCUGCCCUAAUGAGCUAGGCUUCUCUUAUAACAGUGUCUCCUUAUCUUUUGUUCCAUUCAUUAUUUGAAGAACAGUACAUUUCAGGUGAUAGUAGUUGCUUCUUUAGUCAAAUUAAACAAUUAUUAUCAUUUAAUUGUCUUGUCUGAAAAAAGUUUUUAUUUCAUAAUUUCAAUUAAAAAUAUCCUUUCCAAGAUAUUGUGUGCAAUAUUAAGACCUAGGACUUUAAAUGCAUUGAUACUUUGAGUGCAAGUUACUCCAGUUCGGAAUUUACAUUCAUUAAUAAUUUGUUGUGUGCAAGUUACUCCAGUUAGGACUGUACAAUCAUUGAUAAUUCGACUGCAAGUUACACAACUUUUAAUCUAUAAUAGUACCUGGGUUCCAGUUUAAUAUGAAAGGAAAAGGAAUAGAUUAUUAAAUAUAUUUAUUAGUUAUGUGCUGCCUUUAUUGUUUCUUACAUUAUGAUCAAAUCUAAGGGAUGAACACAAUAUAAUGCUAAGUGGAAUUCAGAUAGAAGCACUUAGCACUGUUUUGGUUUUAUCACUUGAACUGCUAGUUUUGAGCUUUGAUCAUACAUGAGAUAUUGUUUAUCCUCUCGCAUUUACUAGUUGUUUAUGAGUUGCAUAUCAAAUCCAUGCGUUUUAUUUAUUUAUUUCCAGUAAAUCAAGUAGUGUUCAGACGCACUUAUACUCUGCUUUAAUGAGGUUAUUGAUUUUUUGUUUCUUUUUAUAAACGUGCCUUGUUUUAUCACAGUCGAAUACCCGAUACUUAGCGAUUGGUUUUUCUACUUAUGUAGCGGAAAAUGUGCUUUGGGUUCCGACAAUGUGGUUAAUUCAUGGGCUACAAAUGUUCCUUUUGUUUCUGUUUAGGCACCAUUUAUAUGCACUCGAUACAUUAUAUUUAUACCGUUUAUCUUGUUUUUUUAAUCGUUUCUUUAUUUAGUUGAUAUUUUGCGCAUGUAAAUGUAUCUUGAUAUCAAAAAAUCUUUCUGAAUAAUUAUUACACUGACAAAUUAAUUAGUAGAAGUGUUAUAGACAUCGAAUUAAACCUUGAAACCCCAAAC
Molecule: messenger RNA, 5498 nt
Organism: Mya arenaria
Lineage: Eukaryota; Metazoa; Mollusca; Bivalvia; Myida; Myidae
Product: calcium uniporter protein, mitochondrial-like
Exons: 7
Coding region: 17-1009 (330 amino acids)
Biological process (GO): mitochondrial calcium ion homeostasis; calcium import into the mitochondrion
Cellular component (GO): mitochondrial inner membrane; uniplex complex
Molecular function (GO): calcium channel activity; uniporter activity
Source: RefSeq, a predicted model, not a curated record